CAAGGCUACGAGAAGAUCUGCAAAGUGUGGAGUGUUGAUUAUUGGUUUCAUCUGCAACUGGAGCUGGAUUUUAUGAUCAUGACUUCAAUUGGCAACUUUGAAAUUACCUUACUGGAGGAGGGGUUCUGUGCAAAGGACGUUAUUAAGCAGAAGAUCACAGAAUCCUCAUCAGGUGACCAGGAUGCUUUCUAUGUGGCAGACCUGGGUGAUGUCCUUAAGAAGCACCUUAGAUGGGCACAUGUCUUGCCUCGUGUCACACCUUUCUAUGCUGUGAAAUGCAAUGAGAGCAGAGUUGUUGUAAAGACACUGGCAACACUGGGAACUGGCUUUGACUGCGCAAGCAAGACUGAGAUCCAGCUUGUGCAGUCUCUGGGAGUGGAGCCCAGUAGGAUCAUUUAUGCCAACCCCUGUAAGCAGGUGUCACAGAUAAAGUAUGCUUCUGCACAUGGAGUGCAAAUGAUGACCUUUGAUAGUGAAGUGGAGCUAAUGAAGGUUGCUCAGAGCCAUGACAAUGCCAAGUUAGUGCUGCGUAUAGCUACAGAUGACUCUACAGCAAAAUACAAGAUGAGUGUGAAGUUUGGAGCCACACUGAAAAGCAGCAGGCUGCUUCUGGAGAGGGCAAAGGAGUUAGGGCUGGACAUCAUUGGAGUCAGCUUUCAUGUAGGCAGCGGCUGCACAGACCCAGAGACAUUCACCCAGGCCAUUGCAGAUGCACGCUGUGUCUUUGACAUGGGGGCUGAGUUGGGCUACAAUAUGACCCUGCUGGAUAUUGGUGGUGGCUUCCCUGGCUCUGAUGAUUCCAAGCUAAAGUUUGAGGAGGUUACUGCUGUAAUCAACCCUGCACUGGAUAAGUACUUUCCUGCAGACUCUGGUGUGAGGAUAAUUGCUGAGCCUGGACGAUUCUAUGUAGCCUCUGCAUAUACACUAGCUGUCAACAUCAUUGCUAAGAAAGUCAACAUGAAGGAGCAAUCGGGCUCUGAUGGUGUUGAUGUUGGGACCAGUGAGCGAACUAUAAUGUACUAUGUCAAUGAUGGAAUUUAUGGCUCAUUUAAUGCUGCAUGCUCUGGUUAUGAACAUGAAUUCUGCGUUUACAAGAAACCCAAGCCUGAUGAGCACAUGUACCCAUGCAGUAUUUGGGGUCCUACCUGUGAUGGCCUUGACCGCAUUGUGGAGCUGUGUACCUUGCCUGACCUUCAGGUAGGAGACUGGCUGCUGUGUGAAAACAUGGGUGCUUACACUGUAGCUGCUUCGUCCACAUUUAACGGCUUCCAAAAGCCAGACAUCUAUUACGUCAUGUCCAGAUCCGCUUGGCAAUGCAUGCAGCAGAUCCAUGCCCAGGGAAUGCCUGCUCUGGUGGAAGAACAGAACCAUGGGAACAUACCAGGCCACUGUGGGCGUGAAAGCAUCCCAGAAUUCUGCACUACUCGCAUCCUCUGAUAUUGCAGAUGCAGUACAAAAAUGUCUGCUUCAUAUUAAUUUGUAAAAUAAAUAAGGAAGCAGUGUUGGUGCCCAA
Tachysurus vachellii is the source of this 1513-nucleotide messenger RNA. RefSeq names its product ornithine decarboxylase-like. The coding region runs from base 73 to 1437 and encodes 454 amino acids. Lineage: Eukaryota; Metazoa; Chordata; Actinopteri; Siluriformes; Bagridae. Gene Ontology annotation, cellular component: cytoplasm. The record is from RefSeq and is a predicted model, not a curated record. The transcript is spliced from 10 exons. Gene Ontology annotation, molecular function: ornithine decarboxylase activity.